ACAUAUCGAACACUAGCUUUGGUAAUUCCCGCACGAUUGCAACGCUGACCUCUACAGAAUUAUCUCAUUGCUAUAUAGAGUAUAUAGACGAGACACGUAAAGUAUAAAUAGCGAGUCUCCCCGAUUGCAUUGAUAUAGUCAAGAAAGUAAAAUGGGAUUGAGUGGCACUCUGAUAAUAUUAGGGCUGAUUGCCAGCGGCAUUUAUGCGCAAAACCCUGAAGUGCAGAUUGGAGGAGGUGGCGGCAUAAUCCAACAAAAAGAUGGCUCAACCUAUUUGGCCAACGAAGCCGGACAGAUCUUUAGACGUCCUGAUGGUAAGAUUGUUUUGAUUGGUGCCAAUGGGCAACAACUUGUCACCGAUAGUGAUGACAGCGAUGAGGAUGACGAUGAUGACAGCCAUUCUAGCCAUUCUAGUUCUGAGUUUAACAAUGUUGUCAUUAAUGGCGGCGACGGCGGUGGUACCAGCUUCUAUCAGACCGGAGGCAAAAGCUAUAUGUUUGUAACGGCUCAAGAGAAUUCCUAUAUCAAUAGUAAUGGACAUUCUCUGAAAGUAAUCAAUGGUGGGCUUCAGUUGGAGGAGGGUGGCAAACAAUAUACAUUCUUGCCCCGUGCUGCCGAUGUCAAUCAAAAGGAAACUGUGGAUAUUAAUGGAAAACCAGCAACUGUUGAAUAUAGCGGUGGUAAUGUGAUUAUAGAACUUGCCGAUAAAACCUUAAUCGCCAAAUUGGGUAAUCGUAUCUUUGUGGGUGAUCGUGAUGGUUUUAAUAAUCGCGAUAAAUUGGAAUCAGAAAUUAAUCAACAGGCUCGAUUGGCUCGGGAAAAUGCUGUGCGUUUGCAACAACAAAUAUCGUUGCAGAUAAGCCAAACUAUGGAGAAAAUUCAACGCGAUCUUCAGCAAAGUUUGGGAAAAUUAGGCCUUUGAAUGGUGAUUGACACUAAAUAAUAUAUAUACAAUCACCUAUGCAUAUACAUAUAUAUAUAUCCUAUAUUCAUUAGCACAUUUCGAAUAAAGCAACUACAAAAAAAAACCAA
Drosophila willistoni is the source of this 1032-nucleotide messenger RNA. RefSeq lists its product as uncharacterized. The record is from RefSeq and is a predicted model, not a curated record. Lineage: Eukaryota; Metazoa; Arthropoda; Insecta; Diptera; Drosophilidae. The transcript is spliced from 2 exons. The coding region runs from base 152 to 922 and encodes 256 amino acids.